GAGUAUAUGUAAAUAGCAUGAAUGAACUUUUAAGUAUCAUGGCGUCGCCGAUCUUUCCGGCAAGUAGAUUUUGCCAUCGUGUCCAUGGAAUCUCUCUCAUGUUUUAACGUGUAAUCUAUAUUAAAAAUAAAGAAUGACGGACGACGUGGUAGUCCUAGAAGAUGCUGUUCAAAGAGAAGAAGAAAUAGCUCAUUUUCAAGCUCCUGCAAUACAACAUAAUCCCGAUGGAUGGGGUCCUUGUGAAUUACCUGAUCAAUUUAAGGAUAUACCUUAUCAACCAUUUUCAAAAGGCGAUAGAUUGGGAAAGAUAUCUGAUUGGACUACACCGGCUUUUCAAGAUAAAAAAUUUCCCAACAAGUAUACAUCACAGUUUGGUUCAGGGAGUCAAUAUGCAUAUUAUCAUGAUGAAGAUGAAACAACUUUCCAUUUAGUUGAUACAACUCGUGUACAAAAACCACCUUAUCAACGUGGUGGUCGAUUCCGCCAUAACCAAAGAAAUUUACGUGGUAGAGGAAGUCAACGUGGUUCAUUGAGUCAAAUGCAACAACUUGGUAAAUUAAAACUUCGUGAAAGAGAUCGCAAAGGACAAGCAAAACGUUGGGGUAGACAACAAGGAUUACGUAAUCAUAAAAAUCAACCUCCAAUUAAAAUUCGCGAUGCAUCUGUUACUGUAAGACCUGAUUGGGUAACUAUUGAAGAAAUGGAUUUUCCACGUUUAGCUAAAUUGUCUUUACCUGGUGUAAAAGAUGGAGAAGAUAUUUUAUGUUGUGGCUCUCUUGAAUAUUAUGAUAAAACUUAUGAUAGAGUGAAUGUUAAAAGUGAAAAGCCACUACAAAGAAUUGACAGAAUCUUUCAUACAGUUACUACUACUGACGAUCCAAUAAUUCGUAAACUUUCAAAAACAGAAGGAAAUGUUUAUGCUACAGAUGCAAUUUUAGCAACAAUAAUGUGUUGUACUCGUAGUAAUUAUUCAUGGGAUAUUGUAAUUGAAAAAAUUGGAGAUAAGUUAUUCUUUGAUAAACGAGAUAAUACUGAAUUUGACCUCUUAACUGUAAAUGAAACCAGUGUUGAGCCUCCUCAAGAUGAUGGAAAUUCUUUGAAUUCUCCCAGAAAUUUAGCUUUAGAAGCUACAUUUAUUAAUCAUAAUUUUUCUCAACAAGUAUUAAAAUCAAAUGAACCUAGAUAUAAAUUUGAAGAAGGAAAUCCAUUUAUUUCGGAAGAAGAAGAAGGUGAUGUUGCUAGUGUUGCAUAUCGCUAUAGAAAAUGGGAUUUAAAUAACGGAAUUGUUCUUGUUGCAAGAUGUGAACAUGAUGCUGUGAUGCAAGGUCCUAAUAAUGAAAUUCAAUUUUUAACAAUUAAAGCUCUAAAUGAAUGGGAUUCAAAAUUGGCUAAUGGUGUUGAAUGGAGACAAAAAUUAGAUACACAGCGUGGUGCAGUAUUGGCAAAUGAAUUGCGCAACAAUGCUUGCAAGUUAGCAAAGUGGACUGUUCAAGCAUUGCUAGCUGGUUCAGAUCAAUUGAUUGGUUAUGUUUCUAGAGCAAUGGUUAGAGAUUCUAGUAAACAUGUUAUUCUUGGUACACAGCAAUAUAAGCCAAAUGAAUUUGCAACACAAAUCAAUCUUAAUAUGGAUAAUGCAUGGGGUAUUUUACGAUGCAUUAUUGAUAUUUGCAUGAAACAAAAAGAUGGAAAAUAUUUAAUUAUGAAAGAUCCAAAUAAACCAAUGAUAAGGCUAUACGAUAUUCCAGAUAAUACAUUUGAAAGUGAAGGAGAAGAAGACGAAGAUGAUGAUGAACCUGUUAAUGAUGCUUUUCAAAGUUAACAGUUUUAAAUUUUCUUGAACUUCUUUGAACUAUCUUAAAAAUCAUUGAUUUAUAUUAUAAACAUGUAUUUUAAGAAGAAAAGGAAGUGGCAUAAUAAAUAAAUCUUAAAUCUA
Apis florea (little honeybee) is the source of this 1933-nucleotide messenger RNA. It is a transcript of the gene eIF3d1, whose product is annotated as eukaryotic translation initiation factor 3 subunit d1. The record is from RefSeq and is a predicted model, not a curated record. NCBI's taxonomy places the organism in Eukaryota, Metazoa, Arthropoda, Insecta, Hymenoptera, Apidae. Gene Ontology annotation, cellular component: eukaryotic translation initiation factor 3 complex; cytoplasm. Gene Ontology annotation, biological process: translational initiation. Gene Ontology annotation, molecular function: translation initiation factor activity.